CAACAACAACACCAACAACCCAACAACAACAACAACAGCAGCUUAGAUUGUUCUUGCUUCUUCACUGCUGUUAUUUCUCAGCUUUAACGACCUGACAUAAACAGUUUAUGAGAUUUAUUCUUGACCUGCUGCUGAAGCAGAUCUUUGCAGCAGAGGACUUACACUUGCAGUGUCAAUACUCAGUGUAAUAUAGCUUGUGUAAGUGGCAUAGGAAGAGCACUAUGUAUCAGCAGUGGAAAGGCUACAUUAGCAGUGUGAUAAUACAUGUGCUGUUACAUGCGCUAUUGGAAUUCUAAUUUCUCACAAUUAUAUUCCUGCCUUUUACCAGUCAUUGUAUUAUACUGUGACUGAAACCUAUUAAAGCUUCAGUUUUGAGGGAAUAAUUAUAUUUAUCAUGCUGUGUCCAUGUUGUAUAUCAGAGAACCAUUAAUACAUACCAUGGAAUAGGUGGGGUUUGAACCCAUGACAAGUGAGUGCUAAAACUCCAGGCCAGUGCAUUAACCAUUGGGCCAGUUGGCUAUGAUAAGAUUCAUCCAACUAGGUAUAUUUCUAUACACCAUAGGGAGGUUAGCAUGGGCCACCACUGUGACCACAAAUGUAAGUUUUUACAAAUGAAUCACCCAGUGUGGCUGUGGCAAACUCUAGUUUAAGUCCCCUCAAAGCCGUGAGUUCAUCCCUACCUGUUCUAUGGUUUGUUUGCAGUUGUGUUAUUUCAAUUUUGUGAGUCAUUAAUACAUACUUGAAAAAGUUAUAACAUCAAAUGAAAAAUUAAUUCCUUCCUGAAUUCAGUGCUCAUUCACUCAAAAUUUUUAAUUUAUUUAAAUAUGUACUCAAUUCUAAAAACAUUCUUUGUGCUCGUUAUAAGUAAUGGUUCAUAAUGUAAGGUCAUUGAUGAAAUAGCUUAAGAAUAUAGGAAAUAUCUAAACUGCUGUAGAGAAAAUUGUGAACUAAAUUUACUGUUAUAUUGUGAAGUGUAUGACCAGUGAAGUCUGAGCACCUCUAUGUGAAUAUAUCAACAUGUGUGAGUCACAUAAAAUAAAAUCUAUACGAGUAUUCCUGUACAUUUUUUACACAACACUUGAGUCAGACUUAGCCCUCUAACUAUGGAAGACCCUGGGAAAAAAUUCUUGUGUGUGUGUGAUUUUGAAAAAUAAAAAAAAUAUUUUUUUCUUACAGAUCUGAUACUUUUUCUUACAUAUCUGAUGAAACUUAUGAUAUAUGGUGCUGAAGUUGGUGAAAAAAAUUUAUCACUAAUUGGUAACAGUGGUGUUAAAGUAAUAACAAUGUUUACAUUUUACAAUUAUUGAUUCUAAUAUAUGAUUAUUUUUCUGUUCAUUUUUAAUUGCUUUUAAUUUUUAAAACUAUAUAUACUAGUUUUUAUAAUAUUAGAUGUGUUUCAAGGUGUUUUAGCAUGCAAACAUUGCUUCACUUGGAAUAAUCAAUAUAUAUAUAUAUAUAUAUAUGAUAUGACUGAUUUUUAUUCUUUUUUUUUUUUUUUUUUUUUACUAUUUUGGUCCUCUAAGACUUUGUAUAAGGAAUACUUAGAAUUGUUUCAGAGUGCAAUACUCCUCAAAACAUAGAAAUAAGGAAUAUUGAUUGACUUUACUGGGUUAUAUAUAUGGUAUAUAUGCUUUAUAAUUAUUUUAUUCUACUAUUUUGGUCUUUUCUAGGAUAUGUAUAAUGAAUACUUAUAAUAUUACUAUUAUUUCCGAGUGUAUUACUCAUCAAAACAUGAAAAUUAUUCACAGUUUGACUUGACUGGGUUAUCCUGGGUUUUAUAGUUAGUGUGUUCUGCAGUGGAAUUCCACUGUUAGUAUCAUGAAAUUGUAAUAAAUUUAGACUGAAUAAGUCAUAUUUGAGUCACUUGUACAUCUUGUUUGCUGAUAGGGAAGCUGGUGGUAGAACAAGAGCUCCUGGUUCAUUAUUUACUUUUGCUAGUGAGGCGUACUAGUACGUCAGACAUAGUCAUCACCUGAGUAGUUGAUCAUAAUACAUUGUGUGGACACUGCUGGCUUUAGAUUUUUUUCAAAUGUAUGAAUAGAUGAAAGAAGACUCAAAGAGUUGUGCUGAGGUAAAAAAUAUUAGCAGGUGGCAGAUAUUUGGGUACAAAAAAUGGUGCAUACUAGUACGUAGGACACAGUACCAGUACCUGUGUACUAGUACACUGAGCACAGUACCAGCAUCUUUGUACUGUUGCACUGGACACAGUACCAGCACCUAUGUACUGGUACAUAGGGCACAGUACCAGUGCCUGUGUACUAGUACACUGAACAUAGUACCAGCACCCGUGUACUAGUUCGUCGGACACAGUACCAGCACCUGUGUACUAGUAUAUUGGCCACAGUUAAGAGUUAAGAACAAACAUAUAAUUUUAUAUAUAAUACUGUUCCUUAAGCUGGGUGCUUAGCUCCUGGUGAUUUUGACCUUAGGAAUUUGAGCUAUGCCUUGAACUAUCCCCUCACAUUUUCUAGAUACUGUAUUGUGUGAUUCAUACAGGUUUUGGGCUUCCACUUGUUCAUAUUAUUAAAAUACAUUAUUAGAGAAAUAUAAUAAUUUUAAUUCAGUUUUUAAUUCCUAGAGGAGAUUAUUAAGUCAGUGUUCAGUAUGUCUGAAAUAUUUGUAAAAGAAUGUGUUCAAGAAACACAAAAUAUAGAUCACAAAGAAGAAAAACUAACUCAGUGUUUUCAAGAUGUUUCACACAUGUCUCACCUUGUAUCUUGCACUAGAAAUCUUCCAGGUGAAAAGACAUUUCAGUGUUCAGUAUGUCUCAAAGAUUUUCCAGAUAAAUUGAAUUUAGUAAAUCACAAAAGAACUCAUGCUGGAGAGAGACCAUAUCAGUGUUCAGUGUGUCUAAAAGAAUUUUCAGAAAAGUAUAUUUUAUUAAAUCAUGAGGUAAUUCAUACUGGAGAGAAGCCAUAUCAGUGUUCAGUGUGUUUACAAACCUUUUCCCAAAAAGCCCAUUUAGUAUCACAUGAGAAAAUUCAUACUGGAGAGAAACCACAUCAGUGUUCAGUGUGCCUAAAAGAUUUUUUAAAAAAGUCUAAUCUAGAAUCACAUAAGAAAACUCAUACAAAAGAGAAACCAUUUCAGUGUUUAGAAUGUCAAAAAAAAUUUUCACGAAAUUCAAAUUUAAUCAACCACUUAAGAAUUCAUACUGGAGAAAAACCAUACCAGUGUUCAGAGUGUCUAAAAAAAUUUUCAACAAAAGCAAACUUAAGGUGUCACAUAAGGACUCAUACUGGAGAGAAACCUUAUCAGUGUUCACUGUGUAUCAAGGGCUUCUAUGAAAAACCUCUUUUAGUAAAGCAUAAGAGAAUUCAUACUGGAGAGAAACCUUAUCAGUGUUCAGUUUGCUUGAAAGCCUUUACCCACAAGGCUACAUUAAUAUCACAUGAGAGAAUUCAUACUGGAGAGAAACCUUAUCAGUGUUCAAUAUGCCUAAAAGCCUUUGCCCAAAAGUCUACUUUAGUAUCGCAUGAGAGAAUUCACACUGGAGAGAAACCAUAUCAGUGUUUAGUGUGUCUAAAAGGUUUUCACCAAAAGUCUCAGUUAGUAUCACACGAGAGAAUACACACUGGAGAAAAACCAUAUCAGUGUUCAGUCUGUCUAAAAUACUUUUCCCAUAAGGUUAAUUUAACAUCACACAAGAAAAUUCAUACCAGAGAAACCAUUUUAGCAUCUUAAAGAUUUAAAACACAAGAUUAAAAGACAUUACAAUGUCUGAUCUAGUAAGCUGUUUAAAAAUUUCCUAGGAGAAAAUUGUAUCAGUGUUCCAAAUGUAUGAAGUCCAUUUAUGCAAAUGAAAUUAGUGCAUGUGAAUACAUUUAUAAAAAAAAAAAAAAAAAAUUAUCAUUGUCACUAAAUUUUAAGAAAAAUGUACUCAUAAGUUAUAUAAUAGUUAUAUAUGUUGGAUGGUUGGAUCUGUGUCCAUUGUCUAAUUUUUUUGCAGUUGGAGCAAUGACAAUCUUAGUAAUAAUGGUAGAAUUACCAGCAAAAUGCAACUAAUGUGUCAUUUUAUUGUGGCAUUGGCUUGACAAAGCUCCUGAAGAGUGAAACGUUGCAUUAGUUACAUUCAUCUGUGUCCUUCUAUUUAACCAUGAUAAUCUUAUUCUUUGUAUGAUGCUGAUUAUGAAGUAAUUUUGUUGCUCCAGCAAAAAAAAAAAAAAAAUCUUGACUUUUAGUUUUAAGUAAUAAAUAAUAAUAAUAAUAAUAAUAAUAAUAAUAAUAAUAAUAAUAAUAAUAAUAAUAAUUAUUAUUUCUAGAAGUACAUGUACAAGGUAUACAGGCCCCUUGUUAUGCAUAGCAUUUUGGGCAUAUUAGUCAAUUUUGUCCCAGGUUGCAACCCACACCAGUCAACUAACACCCAGGUACCCAUUUUAUUGAUGGGUUAACGUGGACAGCAGGUGCCUUGAGGAGACACAUCCUAAUGUUUUCUGUUGUACUGGGAAAUCGACUCCUGGGCCUCAGUUUGUGAGCUGAGUGCACUAGUGAUCGAGCUAUGGGACACCACAUUAUAAUUAUGUUGAAAAUUGCAGUAUAUGGUACUAAGAGGCUUGUUUUAAGAUUGUUUCAUUUUCAUUUAUUCAUUGCUUUGGCUUCGUAUGUAGAUAAAGAUUAUUGAUAAAAGAAAAAUUUUCUUCCCAAAAUGGACAGGGAGUGAUAUAUUAUCAAAUUUUAAUAAAGUAGUGAACUGUUAUGACUA
Messenger RNA from Cherax quadricarinatus, 4702 nucleotides. RefSeq names its product zinc finger protein 84. The record is from RefSeq and is a predicted model, not a curated record. Lineage: Eukaryota; Metazoa; Arthropoda; Malacostraca; Decapoda; Parastacidae. Gene Ontology annotation, molecular function: DNA-binding transcription factor activity, RNA polymerase II-specific; RNA polymerase II cis-regulatory region sequence-specific DNA binding. Gene Ontology annotation, biological process: regulation of transcription by RNA polymerase II. Gene Ontology annotation, cellular component: nucleus.